Elaeis guineensis (African oil palm) is the source of this 2021-nucleotide messenger RNA. The record is from RefSeq and is a predicted model, not a curated record. Lineage: Eukaryota; Viridiplantae; Streptophyta; Magnoliopsida; Arecales; Arecaceae.
CCCCACCCAAAUGCAUGCUAGCCUUGUCUUGGCAGAAGCUCUAAUAAAAGAGCCUGUCAUUCAAGGGUUUUGCAUAUCAUCUUUUCUCACGAAGAUGCUGCCAUCUGCUUCUCCUACUCCAGGAUUCAAAAAGAGCAAUCCCAAACCCUAACUGAACCCCCCGCCCUCCCUUUCUCACCCCAAAUACCCUCGUCAUUGCUGUCUUUCGUUGAUCUUUGCCUUGGAUGAAGAUUGUGACACAACAGGACCCCAGUGAGCGCCUCCAAACCCUCUACAUUUCGUUCCAGUGAGAAUUCAUGCAUAAAAACCGCUUACAAGAGUAUGCUCAAAGGUCAUCCAUACCCUUGCCACUGUAUCAGACGGUUAAUGAAGGGUAUCCACAUGCACCACAAUUCAGAUCUACUGUUAUGGUAGAUGGAGCAACAUUCGUUUCAUCUUGUACAUUUUCUCAUCGAAAAGAAGCAGAGCAAGAUGUGGCAAAACUUGCUCUUGAAGGCAUAUCUAGGAAGAUAAAGGACGAAGGCAUCUCCCUAAUUCAUGCAGAUACUACAUUCUGCAAGUCUAUUCUUCAUGAGUAUGCAGCCAAGAUCAAUAUAGAGAAGCCAAUUUAUACAACAUUUCAAUCAGAAGGGGGGCUGCUUCCUUCUUUUAUAUCGUCUUUGGUUUUUGAUGGAAAAACUUAUACGGGUGCUGCAGGAAGAAACAAGAAGGAAGCCGAGCAGAUGGCUGCACGAGCUGUUAUUGAGUCCAUUUUAGCUCACUCUAAUACAAGGAUUCUCAUGUCUCAAAUUAUAAAAUCCAAGGGUAAGUUGUUUGCUGCAAUGCAACAAAACGGUGAGUCAGGUUUAUCGCAGCAGGGAAAUGCAGCCUUUGGAAAGCCAGCAAGGAAUGACUCUAGUAUUAGUACUGUGCAAGGAAAAGAAAUUCAACCUGCCCCAGAAAAUGAUGACUUGGUUGCUGUUGCGAAUCAUGAGCAAUUGCUCUUGGGGCAACUUCCUGUUGCUGUAGAGGCACGUCCAUUUCUUCCUGAAGCUAAGAAACAUAAAGAAGAAUAUCCAUGUGAACAAAGUUCUGGACCAAUUGGAAAUGGCACAUCACUGCCAAGUCUUGCACAAGAAAAAGAAAUUCAGCCUGCCCCAGCAAAUGAUGACUUAGUGGGUGUUGCAAAUCAUGAGCAAUUGCUGUCAGGGCAACUUCCUGCUGCUGCAGAGGCACAUCCAUUUCUUCCUGAAGCUAACAAACCUGGAGAAGAAUACCCAUGUGAACAAAGUUUUGGACCACUUGGAAAUGGCACAUCACUGACAAAUCUUGCACAAGACCACCUGCCUUCAGAAUCACCAAGUAGGGUGCUUGAGUCACCUAAUGAGUCUUAUCAUGCACAACAAAACCAAGUAGAUGAUCUCGCUGGGCCAUCUAUGCAAUCCAGUGAUGCUCAACAUGAAGUUCCUAAUAGCUGGAGAAAGCGCUCGAAGAAGAAACAUAAGGGGGGACGUCAACGCAAGAAAGCGCGAACUGAACAGCUGUCAUCAACUCCACCUGUGUGUGCCGAGAGUGUUGCAGGACAAGAGUCUGAAAGCCAGCCAGGUUCGUAAUCUGUUAACAGAAAGUAGCCUGUUCGGUUUGCAAUACCAUCCGGUGGGCUUAUGUAAGUCUGAUACUUUGUUAACCCCCUGACAGCAUAACCUGAUACCAGUUGAGAAGUCACCGAGUGCUGUUUCGUUUGGUGGCACCUGGCACCUGUGGUAUUCGGAAUCAACUGCCAUGCUUGAUCCUUGGCUUGUUUUGGUUUCAUUGUAGUAGAUUAAGAAUUGACUGGUGCAUUUGUUGAUGUGACAAACUGAUGACAAUGUGUUUUGCAUGGAGUCUUUGUUCAGCAAUGAAAAUCAUUACAAAGUAUUUUUGGAUAUUUUAGGAGAUGCAGGGCAGUUUGCUUUUAACUGCUGCUGCUUUCUGACUGCCGAGAUUUAGGAAACUGGGAUGAUAAAAUGGUUUGGAAACUACAAAAAUUUCUCAUUGUGUGA